Molecule: messenger RNA, 1946 nt
Organism: Carassius gibelio (silver crucian carp)
Lineage: Eukaryota; Metazoa; Chordata; Actinopteri; Cypriniformes; Cyprinidae
Product: ras-related protein Rab-27B
Exons: 7
Coding region: 364-1017 (217 amino acids)
Biological process (GO): melanosome transport; positive regulation of exocytosis
Cellular component (GO): secretory granule; melanosome
Molecular function (GO): GTPase activity; GTP binding
Source: RefSeq, a predicted model, not a curated record
UGCUUACAGAUCCACACGAGAGCGCGCAGGACCCUCACACACACUCAUUAGUACACUUGAGGAGGUGUGCUUCAGUGUUUGAGCAUUUCAUUGAGCAGAUUCCCGUUCGGAUGAGGCGCGGUUCGAGCGGAGAGAGCGGCGGCGGGCUUUGAUGAGGAUGAGGAUGAUGAAGAGCGCGAGACACCUGUGAUCACGUCCAGCGUCAGUCACUGAGAUCCCCAGGCCUUCAGUGCUAACGGUCCAGGCGUUCUCCUCCAGAGAGCAGAGGAAGCUGAUCUGGACUGGGAUCAGGUCUGUGGUGGUUAACUGUGGCACGCUUCAGGAACAGGAGGAGAAACACCAGGGUUCAGCUCCAGCAGCACUAUGACCGAUGGAGAUUACGACUAUCUGAUCAAACUCCUGGCUCUCGGGGACUCCGGAGUGGGCAAGACCACCUUUCUCUACCGCUACACCGACAAUAAGUUCAACCCCAAAUUCAUCACCACCGUGGGCAUCGAUUUCAGGGAAAAGAGAGUGGUUUAUACGACGAACAGCUCCAAUGGAACGACCGGAAAGACGUUUAAGGUUCACCUGCAGCUCUGGGACACGGCGGGACAGGAGAGAUUCAGGAGUUUGACCACGGCCUUCUUCAGGGAUGCCAUGGGUUUCCUGCUCAUGUUCGAUCUGACCAGUCAACAGAGCUUCCUCAACGUCAGGAACUGGAUGAGUCAGCUCCAGGCGAACGCGUAUUGUGAGAAUCCAGAUAUUGUUCUCGUGGGUAAUAAAGCCGAUCUGAACGACCAGAGAGAAGUCCAGGAGAAACAAGCGAAGGAACUAGCGGACAAAUAUGGAAUUCCCUACUUCGAGACGAGUGCGGCGACCGGCGCUGAGGUGGACAAAGCCGUGGUGACGCUGCUGGAUCUGGUGAUGAAGAGGAUGGAGCAGUGUGUGGACAAACCCGCGGUGGACGCACACAACACUGAUGGAAGCAGCAAACUGGACGCCGCGGCGGGAAACGAGAAGAAGUGUGCGUGUUAAAGCAGCGGCACCCAUCCGGAUGUGUUACUGAAAUGUGUGGACUAUGUGUUUUCCCCUCGGAGAGCUGUGUUACUGCCUUGUGAUCUUUAACAAACCUCGUACAGAUUUAGCCAUGAUUACUACUGUCAGCAAAUGCAUCUGAAAUGUUCAAAUAGAAUAGAGAUCUUAGGUCAGAAACUCACACUGAAACCCUGAUGCAAACGCUCAUCAUCUAAACAGAUGUACAUCAACAAGAACAGAAUUAUCUGAGGAACAUUCAUACGCUGCCAGUCGAAAGUCUGGAGUUAUUAUGAGUUUGUAAUGUUUCUGAAAGAAGCUAAUUUGAUUAAAAAUACUGUAAAAUUGUGAAAUAUUAUUACGAUUUAAAAUAUCUGUUUUCUAAGUUAAUAUCUAUUUAAGUGUAAUUUAUUUCUGUGAUGCUGCGCUGUAUUUUCAGCAUCAUUACUGCAGUCUUCAGGGUCACAUGAUCUUCAGAAUACAUCAUAUUUUCAUGAUUUCUGAAGAUCAUGUGACACUGAAGACUGGAGGAAUGAUGCUGAAAAUACAGCGCAGCAUCACAGAAAUAAAUUACACUUUAACACAGAUUCACACAGAAAACAGUUUUUUGAAACAGUAAAACUAUUUCAGAUUUUUCUCAGUGUUUUUGAUCAGAUGAAUGCGUCCUGGGUUGCUCUGGUGUGUCUAACACUACAUCUCUGUGCAUGAUGACUUGAGCUUGUGAAUGUGUGUGUGGUGUCGUGUCGCUGCAUGCGUUCACACGCGUCGAUCCUGAUCUGAAAGAAACUCAUAUCCAGUCUUCAGUUCCUCAGAAGUGCAGGUAAAGCGUGUAAAAGCACACGCUUCGGACUUCUGGACAUUUGAAAGAAAUCCCUGUGUUUUAAAGCAUCUGUGUUCAAGUAUGGAGUGAAUAAACAUUUAAGAAUCCGGCA